GAUCUUGCCUCAUGUCUCGUUAUUUCGACCCGACGUUCUCCUCCCAUAGUUCUACCAACUGUCGUUGUUCGUCUACGACUAAUAGCAACUUCUGACUUUCGACACACCCGACGAGAUUUGAGAAUGACCCGAGUGGACGGCAAGGACCGAGAUUAUGUCAAAGCGGUUGACGACGCCUUGAAUUCGUUUGAAAUUCUCGACAACAUCCUGCAAGGAAUCGACAAUGGACCAGAUUAUCGGCAGACCAUUCAGCAGAUAAUAUACAAUUUACAAAACAUAAAGUCUGAUCGCCGCCUACGCACACGCAGUGUUAUGGACAACAUCACUAGAGUUACAUAUACUGCCCGUGAAAUGUUCCCAUAUUUACGCCAUUAUCGUAGCAACCGAUUGAAAGCUUGCAUAGGCUUUUCCAAAAAGCAGAGAACGUGCAACGAUCUCUUCAGACAGCUCCAAGAACGAGAAUACAUGCUAGAAACAAGCCUUAAUUCACUACAACCUCUUGUAUACGACCCAUCCAAUCCCACAAACAUUUGACUGCCCACAGUGGCGUGCAUAGGGAAACACGCCCAAGUGACUCCUACACGCGGUGUGAGGAGGACGAUCCAUGGUCUAACAACUUGAAUACCAAUCACCCAUCUCUGGGGUGGUGACGACGAUCAGGUUAUUCCCCGACAUUGGAAGAAGGAAUAUGUCUAGGUAUAUAUCUUAAGCUUUUUCGUUUAUCGGAGGGCUCGCAAAGGUACAGUUGCACCAGAUCUCACUGUAAUGACACUGUUGAAUC
Messenger RNA from Xylaria bambusicola, 781 nucleotides. RefSeq lists its product as uncharacterized. The transcript has 2 exons. Bases 124 to 534 code for a protein of 136 amino acids. The record is from RefSeq and is a predicted model, not a curated record. NCBI's taxonomy places the organism in Eukaryota, Fungi, Ascomycota, Sordariomycetes, Xylariales, Xylariaceae.